Messenger RNA from Penicillium concentricum, 1350 nucleotides. Its product is annotated as glycosyl hydrolase family 79 C-terminal domain-containing protein. Bases 1 to 1350 code for a protein of 449 amino acids. The record is from RefSeq and is a predicted model, not a curated record. The transcript is spliced from 6 exons. Lineage: Eukaryota; Fungi; Ascomycota; Eurotiomycetes; Eurotiales; Aspergillaceae.
AUGGCUCGGUUCUAUCUUCUCAUUCUCGGCCUGGCUAAUGUCCUUGUUAGUUGCCUUGCUUCUCCAGCGCCUCGGUCUCCUUUGUAUACAGUGCCUAAAACUCAGCCGAAAAAUGCGGCAACGUUGGAUCCUACACCCGUGGGGGCGUCGUUUGAAUUCUUUAUGUGGCCUUCAUACAUGACGAAUAUAUCGCUGGCUCUUCCAUGUAUCGACCACUUCAACAAACUCUUUCAUCGGAAGAUGCCUGUUCGUAUCGGUGGCACAACACAGGACCGCGCAACAUACGACCCUGACUUCGAUGGAUAUGUAUCCUACAGUGUCAACGAUCCUCUUGAAGCACCUAUGAACCUUACUUACGGGCCCAAGUUCUUCGAUUUAAUCAUAUUCGAGUACUGGAAGCUCCCUGCGGCUGUAUCUCCCUGGAGGGAAACGCAAGAGGGAGCCGAUGCAGCUGAUUGGGCCCAAGACUUUGUCAAUCACUGGAAGAAACCGCUUCCUAUCCUUGCAGGAGGAGGAUAUGCCGUCCCAUUUGAAAUUGUGCCUGAAUGGCCUAACUUGCCGUAUCUGAUAAACACAGCCUAUAACCAGACGAUCAAGGAUGCGACAAAAUUCUAUAACGGGCAUCUCUACUCGUUAAAGAACGUCACAGAUAAUAGUUUGAAUGUCGAAAUGGCCCACCAAAGAACAGUGUCCGAUCUGAAUAUGCUGCCGAUAUCUAGUGCCAAGUCUGUCAACAGACCUUACGUUCUAGGCGAGACAGGCUUUCACUCGGGCGACUAUACAAUGGACGCUACCUUUGGCUCUGCGAUUCAGACGGUGGACAAGACCUUACAUGGCUUGACCCUCGGUAUCCAACGUAUAUUCUACCACCAGGGCACCAUCGAUCAAGCAUUUUUCAACUGGUGGUGGAGUGAUCGUGUUAACGCUCCGUUUUACGGCGGUUAUUUCGCAGCACUGGCUGUAGAAGGAGGAGACUCUAUCUCGGCGAGCGACGAUGGCACUGAUUCAUACGCGCAGUAUGUGGUUUACAAGAAGGGAAAACCAAUCAAGGUUAUCUUAGUCAACACCGACUACUACUCUGGCAGUGGCUCUCGACCGACGACCAAGUUCACCAUGACGGGAUUGAAGAAUGGUCAUGUUGAAGCACUUCGCAUGACGGGACCGAGUAGUGAGAGUUUGGUGCCUCGCUUGCAGACCGACCCGUCACUUGAACCUAGCAUUGGAGGCCAGUACUUUUCCAACAAUAAUUGCAGCCUCCGAGGACACAAAAGGCCUGAGAAGUUCACGAUUCAGAAGCACCAGCUUACAAUCAGCCUCGCAGCAUCGGAGGCUUUGAUUGUUUAUCUAUAG